Molecule: messenger RNA, 412 nt
Organism: Nestor notabilis (Kea)
Lineage: Eukaryota; Metazoa; Chordata; Aves; Psittaciformes; Psittacidae
Gene: MFAP2
Product: microfibrillar-associated protein 2
Exons: 6
Biological process (GO): embryonic eye morphogenesis
Cellular component (GO): microfibril
Source: RefSeq, a predicted model, not a curated record
CAGCGCUCCUGGUCCAGGCGCAGUACAGCAGGUUUGAAGGCAUCACCUACCCUGAGCCGGUGCAAUAUUCCCAGUACGACCAACAAUCAGAAAUUCAGGAUUACUACGACUAUCACGAUGUCACCCCCCGUGCCCCUGAGGAGCAGUUUCGGUACCAAUCCCAGCAGCAAUCCCAGCAGGAAAUCGUGCCGGCUCCAACCCCAGGUGGCUGCUGCCCCCGAGACUGAGCCCACGGAGCCGGGACCCCUCGACUGCCGGGAGGAGCAAUACCCCUGCACCAGGCUCUACUCCGUGCACAAGCCCUGCAAGCAGUGCCUGAAUGAGAUCUGCUUCUAUAGCCUCCGCCGAGUUUAUGUGAUCAACAAAGAGAUCUGUGUCCGCACCGUGUGCGCCCAUGAAGAGCUGCUGCGAG